Molecule: messenger RNA, 1564 nt
Organism: Volvox carteri f. nagariensis
Lineage: Eukaryota; Viridiplantae; Chlorophyta; Chlorophyceae; Chlamydomonadales; Volvocaceae
Exons: 6
Coding region: 1-1068 (355 amino acids)
Molecular function (GO): serine-type endopeptidase inhibitor activity
Source: RefSeq, a predicted model, not a curated record
AUGUCCGCCUUGGCUUCAAUCCAGUCCAAUCAUGACUUUCAUGAUACGCUACUAGGAACUGAACAGGCCAUACUUCGUUUUCCGCCUGGCCGUUUCCGUGCAGGUCCCAAGUCGCCCACUCACGCAGAGCUGUUGCGCGUCAUCGCCGGGGAUAAUGGACACGUCUCCGAGUCCGAGCUCAACUCGGAACUCGGUCGCGCCAUGGCGCUCAUGAACGGGCAGUGCGCCUCUAAGAAUGGGCCAAGCUCCGAAAUGGUCCUGGCCAACAGCUUAUGGACCCGUGGUAUGACACUGAAGAAGGCUUACGCUACCGCGAGCGAGGCGAUCAACGGCGCAAAGGACAUUAACGACUGGGUGGAAGGCGCGACCCGCGGCAUGAUCAAGGACCUGAUCCAGACCGAAAAGCAUUCGGAACACACGGCUUUGGGCAAUGUGCACAACUGUUGUGAUUUGGGUCACGGUUUGGAACCGGCAUGGCUGACCCAGCAGGGCGAGUUCACCACGCACAGCGGCCAACCUAAGAUGGUGCCUAUGAUGCAUCAGCUGUUCGAUGGCCCGGCCAAGACCUUGAAAGGCGUACGCAAGGAAGGCCUAUACGAUGCAAUCUCAUUGCCAUACAAGGGCGACGUAUUUAGCGCGGUGGCGCUGCUGCCCGCCGUGGGUGUGGACAUGGCUACGGCAUUCGAGGACUGGGCGCGCGGACCGCAGGAGUUCCAGCCCAUCCGCCGCGUGAAGAUUGUCAUGCCCAAGUUUAAGGUGAGCUCUCAGCUGUCGCUGAAACCGGUGCUCAAGGAGAUGGGCGUGGAGGUGGCCUUCACUGUAGCCGCCGACUUCACCCGCAUGGCGGACGGCGGCCUGUUUAUCAGCGACGUUGUGCACAAGGCCGUCGUGGAAGUAGACGAGGAGGGCACGGUGGCAGCGGCCGCCACGGCUGUCAUGAUGCUGCGUUGCGUGCCCGCGCCACCUGAGGAGAUCAUUUUUAACCGGCCCUUCGCCUUCAUGAUUUACCACAACCCCACAAACUUGCCGGCGUUUGUUGGUGUAGUUCACGAUCCAGUCGCCGCAUAGGCUGCGGCUGCCCGUACUUGUGGCAAUCAGGAUAGGGGAGGGUUGGGGUCAGGUUUGGCCAGCCAGCCGCACUACAUGUUCAGGGAGCUGCAUUCAAACUGCUUUCCUGAACUGCGACAUCGUCCUGACUCGUUGGGGCUUGUAAGACACAAUCAGGCUGUACGCGUAGUUGUUGAAGGAAAACUUCCUCUUUGCACAUGGUUGAUUGCUGACGUUAUCUCGUUGCGGUUGUUGCUGUAAUUGUGAGAUAAUAAUUUCAUAGCUUGGUAAAUGCAGCGAUGGAGCAUAUGUACAUUUGUGCCAGUGGAGCAGCUGUGCGUGUUGGUGGUUGAAUAAUACUUUUCGCCCUGUUUUGCGUGCUGAUUUUGAUGCGCUCAUACUAUCUCAGAGCUGAUAAGCAUCCUGAAUAGACGGUAACCUCCUCUCCGGUUUCGCACUAAGGGUGCUAAGCUAAGGGUGCCAAGCUGCACUAAGGGCACUAAAGCCCCCUAGCUGG